AUGGAAUUUACACUAUUUUUCAAUGGUUUUUCAAGUGGUAAUCUGUGGAAAUUUAUAUUUUUAAUAUUAAAUUUUUUAUUUUUAAAUAUUAUAUAUAACAAACCUAACAAGAUCAAUAUGUUUCGACAAGUUUGG
Molecule: messenger RNA, 135 nt
Organism: Entamoeba invadens IP1
Lineage: Eukaryota; Evosea; Mastigamoebida; Endamoebidae
Exons: 3
Source: RefSeq, a predicted model, not a curated record